AAUUUUUUUAUGUUAACCAUUUUGUCCUCUGCAUCAACCUCUGUGCUUUGUAUAAAAAUUUAUGGCUCGCUCAUUCAUUUAUGCUUCUUGCCAGGCACUGGCACGGAGUCAAAUAACACUUUGGCAGAAGGAGGAAUACAUGCUAAAACAUGGACAUAUACUAGAUACUCUAGUAGUUCCCACCAGCUGAAAUUAAGAUUGCAUUUCAACAGAUCAGGUGGGUGGGGAUAGAGUAUCCUGGAAGAAAAGUGUGAUAGGGUAUACUGCGUCAGCCCAAACUUCAGAAUCAAAGUCUAUCUGUUAUUGGGGGAAAAAAAAAGAGCUGGUAAUCUGGCUGGGGAUUUAUUUGAAUCAGUGUUCAUGCUGUGAAACAGAGUGCAUCUGUCCAGCAUCUUGGAUUAGUUUUGAGCCCUUGUGAAGAGAGGAAUUAGGACCAGAAACUGAGAGAGCUAUUUGAGAUACUCUGGGUGUAAAUUGUGCUGCCAUGGAGGCAGGGAGAGGCCACUCUACUGGCUUCCUCAUUGAACCCAGCACUACUGUAGUAUUUUGGAGAGUGGUAGCUUUCGGCACAUUGACUGGUAGCCCACUGGCCUGUGGAUACUGGCAUUUUCACAGUGGGCCCUAUGAGCAGGGGCAGUGGCAGUGGUGUAGCACCCUUAAAAGGCUUCAUGAGUAGAGGGUAUUGGAAAAAGGGAACCGGAGCAAGAAAGGAAUUAAAGAGUGGAUGCAGCAUGAAGGACGAUGGCUGACAGACUGGUUCAUGAGCCUAUUGAGACACACCAGGGGCCUUCUGCUUAGAGGUGGGGCAAGAGCAUGACUCUGGGCUACUGAAACAUAUAUGGCUUCAGUUAUAACCACAACCUAUUGAGUCCUGGGGAUAUCUGAGUUACACUUUUUUUGUCUGCCGUGAUGGAACUGUGUCAUAUUCAUCUUUAGUUCCAGGACCUAAUACCAGGCCUGACACACAGCAACAGCUGACAAAAUACUUUUGGAUCCAUUUGGGAGUUGGGAGGAGUCAGAGAAGGGUGGGUGGGAAGCAUCACACAUACAGGCACGUGCUAAAAAUGUGAUCUUUUCUUCCUGAUCUGACCAGACCUGAAAUAAGAAACAGAAACUGGAUCUGUGCCAUAUCAUGGGUCCUGGCCCCUUUAGGUUCUGCCAUCAUGAGUGAGGAGGUGCUGAGACAAAUUCCGUGGCAGUUAGGAAGUGAACUGGCUGCCAAGAUGGAGAGGAGGGAAUAUUUAAUCUUGACCUUCUACAAUCCCGAGGUUCCCAAAAUGAAGGGGAACCGGAACUACCAAAGGCCUACCCUCCCCACCAACAAACAUCCGAGUGCCUCGAUGCCACCCCAGAGGCAGCAGCAGCAUGUGAAUCAGACACACACCUACAUCCGAAUGUUCUGUGGCAGCCUCUGUGGUUUUGGCCUACUAAUCCUGAUCUGCAUGUCCCCACUGAACUGGGUGCAGUUCCUGGUGAUCAAGAAUGGCCUUGAGCUCUACGCAGGACUCUGGACCUCAUGCAACCAUGAGCUGUGCUGGAGCCACACAACCAAGCCCCCUUACUACCUCCAAUACUCCAGGGCCUUCUUCCUCAUCUCUGUCUUCACCAUACUCAUUGGCCUUGGCUGGCUCUUCAGGGCUUGCCUCCCUAGAAGAGGAAGCAUGACCACCAACUUGGAUCUGAAGGUAUCCAUGCUCAGCUUCACCUCAGCCACCUGUGUGCUUCUCUGCCUCAUCCUGUUCCUGGCACAAGUUCACUGGCAUAGUAGAGAUGUCCUGGAGUCAAAUCUCCUAUGGACCUAUCAUCUUAACUGGUGGGGUGACUUCUUAUACAUGUUUGCUGGGAUAAUCUCCUUUCUCAACUACAUAACUUCCAGAUACUCUUCCCCUGAUCGAAAUGUCACUGUGAUUCCUAUAGAGAAGUCAAGGUUGGGGAUUGGUCCAGUGACAACUGCUAAAGAUGAAGGACAAGGGCCUGAAGAGGAAUCUCAAAAUGAGGACGACAGACCAAAUGCAGGACUAUGAUGAUGGUAGCAAAAACCUUACUACUGUUCACCUUAAAAAUGGGGGAGGAAGCAUCUACUAAAGUUGGAAAUGAUUGCACAGAUUCUAGGAAACUCUCCUAAUAUCAUGUCCAUUACUGAGGGAGACAAUAUUAAAGCUGAUGAAAUGUCCUUUGUGUGUGUUGGAUCCAAAAUAUAUAUGAUAGUCAUAAAGAAACUAAUGAGAACCCGUUUAAGAAAAUAUUUCUAAAAGAAUACAGCAGUGUUUAGAAAUGAAAGAAGCUAGCAAUAGACGCAGUUUGUGGACCAGAGGUCUCUCUGAGUAUUAAGGAUCUCACAGAAAAGCUGGAAAAGAAUGUCACCUAAUUCUGUUUGGAAUUUUCUUUAUUAAGUAUGGCUUUGGGCACACUUAAGAUGGAAGGCAUUUGGACUUGGACAAUACUGUUGAAUCUAAAUUGGA
Loxodonta africana (African savanna elephant) is the source of this 2462-nucleotide messenger RNA. It is a transcript of the gene TMEM202, whose product is annotated as transmembrane protein 202. The record is from RefSeq and is a predicted model, not a curated record. The transcript has 5 exons. Lineage: Eukaryota; Metazoa; Chordata; Mammalia; Proboscidea; Elephantidae. The coding region runs from base 1164 to 2024 and encodes 286 amino acids.